Hemicordylus capensis (graceful crag lizard) is the source of this 3206-nucleotide messenger RNA. It is a transcript of the gene ATF6B, whose product is annotated as activating transcription factor 6 beta. The record is from RefSeq and is a predicted model, not a curated record. Gene Ontology annotation, biological process: regulation of transcription by RNA polymerase II; endoplasmic reticulum unfolded protein response. Bases 56 to 2110 code for a protein of 684 amino acids. Gene Ontology annotation, cellular component: nucleus. NCBI's taxonomy places the organism in Eukaryota, Metazoa, Chordata, Lepidosauria, Squamata, Cordylidae. Gene Ontology annotation, molecular function: RNA polymerase II cis-regulatory region sequence-specific DNA binding; DNA-binding transcription factor activity, RNA polymerase II-specific. The transcript is spliced from 16 exons.
AGUGGGGAUGUGCGGGCGGUAGUGGCGGUGAAGUGGCAAAAGAGGUCGAAGGAAGAUGGCGACGUUGGUUUCGGAGCUGCUGCUUUUGAGCGACUCGGGCCGCUUCCGCGCAGAUAAUCUCCUUAGCAGCGAAGACUGGGACCCAGGUCUCUACAGCUGCUUGGAUGACGAUGGGGAUGUGGCAACUGAGCUCUUCCCCUGCCUAGAACGUAACAUUCUGGGUGGCAGCAGCAACCAUUCUAUGUUCAGUGAUGGGUUUGACCUGGACAUGGAAACGACACCCCCAGACCCGCCGUGGGACCCACUGCAAGAUUCCCUUUUCCCAGAGCUGCACGUGAAGUCUGAGCCGGUCUCCCCUGCCUCGUCUCACUGCUCUGAUUCAUCCGCUGUCUCCUCUUCCUCUUCCUCAUCCACUGAUCUCCCAGGGCAGGCCCCCAGCCCAGCUGACGUGAUUGGGGUGAAGGCGGAGCACCCUCCAACCCCUCCAUGCAUGUUUGGAGAUGUUCUUUCACCCCCCUUUGGCACGGUGCACAUCAACGUCGUCCCGGCUCCUGAGACAGGGAAACCGGGCGCUCCCAACAAAGCAGAGAGCAUUCUCAGUCGGAAGCCUGCCAUUCAGCCCAAGCCAGUCGUGGUAACCACUGUCCCAGUGCCGCCAACAACCACUUCCAGUAAGGCCAUCUUAUUGCAGCCCGUCCCUGUAACCCAGUCACAGACUAUCAACUCUGGAAUUGCAGUUCCAGCACAGGGUGUUGUGAUUUCCCAGUCCGAACUGCUGCAUCUCCCAGUGUCUGGGCUGAUCAAGGUUCAGUCGCCCGUGAAGGAAGGCCUCCCAGCAAAACCAGCUUCCAAACCAGAAGCCAAAACCAUUGUCCCUGCCCCAACACAAAUAGGACCCUGCAACCAAGAGAUUGAUAUCAAGGUGCUGAAACGGCAGCAGCGGAUGAUUAAGAAUCGCGAGUCGGCCUGCCAAUCUAGGCGGAAAAAAAAGGAAUACCUGCAAGGGUUGGAGUCCCGGCUGCGGGAGGCCCUGACAGAGAACGAGCGGCUGCGGCGAGAGAAUGCCCUUCUCCGGCGGCGGCUAGACUGUGUCCUGAAUGAGAACAGCGAGCUGAAAUUUGGCUCUGGGAACCGGAAAGUCAUCUGCGUCAUGGUCGUGCUGCUAUUCAUAGCCUUUAAUUUUGGGCCUGUCAGCAUCAGUGAGCGUAAAGUGGCAGAUGUGGAGCCACAGAGGCAGGAAGUGGAGUCUGGUCCAGGCCGGAGGCAUCUUCUAGGCAUUGCAGAGGAAUCUCAUGAAAUUCCAGAGGAGGAGCAGGAGGAGCGGCGGCAAGAGGAAGCCCCACCCAGGCCUGGGAAAACACAAUUCCAGAACCUGUCGGCUCCUUUCUCUGACAUGAAGGACCUCAUGCUGAGGGAUCUGGACAAGCUGUUCCUCGCUUCAGAUUGCCGUCAGUUCAAUCGCACUGAAUCACUUAGGUUGGCCGAUGAGCUCAGUGGCUGGGUCCGACGACACCAGAUCAACCGGAGGAAGCCCUCUCAGUCUCGCAAAGCUACACGGCCCAGCCAGCGCAAACUACAGAAGAAGCCUCCAAGCCCCUCCCACUAUGUCCCUGCCAGCCCCGCCAGACACCCUGAGAGGGCUGCUCUGAGCCAGCUGCAGGUAUAUCAGCAUCCUGACCACACAGAGCAUGACUUCAUGGAUGCCAUUGACCGUCGAGAAGAUACCUUCUAUGUGGUGUCCUUCCGCAGGGAUCAUUUACUGCUGCCUGCCAUCAGCCACAACAAAACCUCUCGCCCUAAAAUGUCACUGGUGAUGCCUGCCAUGGCCCUCAAUGAAAGCCUGUACAAUUCCUCCCUGGGCUACGAGGUGAUGAUGCAGAUCGACUGUGAGGUGAUGGACACCCGCGUCAUUCACAUCAAGAGCUCGACCGUGCCCCCCUUCCUGAGGCGCCAGGAUGCCACCCCUGACAACCGCACCCAGCCUUCCCCUCCGGCCUUUUCGGGCCGAGCCACCCGAGCAGCUUUGCGGCCCCAUCGGCCCACCUUGUCCUCCUCGGCCCGACGGCAGCCGCACCGCACCCUCUAUCUUGGGGAGCACGGAGGGGGCUAGCCUGGCCCUCUGGGAAGGUUGAGAUUGCUCUGACUACAUUGGGAGAGUGCCCAGUCCUGGAAGCAGGGCUCCUCCCACCAGGGAGGUGGACACACCCAUGCCGUGGGACCUUGCCUGUGUGAGAGAUGGACAGACCACUUCUGCUAGCACCCAGCCUGUGAGAGGGGGCUGGACCGCUCUCCUGGCAAGACAUUUUCUCUCCCCCCACAUCACCCCUUUCUUGGGAAGUUGCUUUCCUAAUCUCACAGCUGCCUUCAGGAUGGGUCGGUGGGGAUUCCCUCCUGCAUUUAGGGGCUGUGUGGCUGCCUUCUUCCCCCAUUGCCACAUCGAUGUGCCCGAACUGGUUCAGCACCUCCUUAGGGAAGCGCCAAACUGGCUUGGGCGCCUGCAACUGAACCAGUUCGGCGGGGCAGGGAUCGGUUACUUUGAAAACCAGGUAAGCGGGUCCUUUCUUGCUCGGCCGCCACCCCACCGCUUUUCUGGGUGCGGCGCUUGCUUUUCAGAAGUUUGCGUGUGGCUGCAACGCCGCUCCCAGCAGUCCGCGCGUGGCAUCAGUGCGCGCGUGGCCGCCGUGCAUGCGCUUCCCCAUGUAUGUGCUGACGGCGUGCGCAGGCUGCACUGCAGCCACUCAUGGCCUUUUGAAAAGCAAGCACUGCACCCGGAAAAGUGGUGGGGCAGUGAAAGAGCAGGUAAGGAUCUGCUUACCUGGUUUUUAGAGUAACCAAUCCCUGCCUGUGGCUUCCGGUUUGGACACAUCCCUGCUCAGCACUGUCCUAAAGAGAGUGUCUUUCUGCCUGUCUUUGCUGCCCCCUGGUGGCUGAAACAAAAAGCUGUGCUUUUGAAUGAUCGAUGGAGAGUGAGGAGAGGUGUCUUAAACGGCUGUCUGCAGUCUACUGAUCUGGUGUGCAUGUGCGUGUGUAUACGCACGUGUAGGAGAGGAUUCACUUCUUUUACAAAGGAGUGUGUGCGCGUGCAUCCUCCUACCAACUGCUCCAAUCGCACUUAGACCCACCUCUCGGGGGUCCUUCUUGUUCUCCCCCUCUCCUUAUUGUGUUUUUUAAAAUAUAGUGAGAAAUAAAGCUGAUGGUGACCCUGA